UAUACAAGUACAAUCACAACACAAACUCCUUAUCCUCUCUCUCUCCAAUCUCUUUUCUCUAUCUCUGGCAAAACGAGAGUGCUCUUCAAUGGCGUCUCAGAUCUAAACACUGGAACCUACUAUAACCACGAGGGAAGGCUUCUUACUUCUUCGUACGGUAACGUACCUGAAGAUUUUUCAUCGUUAAUUCAGUUAACGACGUCGUUAUGAAGAGAGUAGCGUACUCAUUCCCUGAAGAAGUUCUCGAACACGUGUUCUCGUUCAUUGAAUCGGACACAGACAGAGGCUCGAUCUCUCUUGUAUGCAAGUCGUGGUAUGAGAUCGAGCGGUGGUGCAGGCGGAGGGUGUUCGUCGGUAACUGUUACGCGGUGAGUCCGUUGAUGGUGAUAAAACGGUUUCCGAAGGUGAGAUCUAUAACAUUGAAAGGGAAACCGCACUUUGCGGACUUCAAUUUGGUACCGGAAGGUUGGGGUGGUUAUGUUUGUCCUUGGAUCAAAGCUAUGGCUGUUGCGUAUCCGUGUUUGCAAGAGAUCAGACUUAAGAGGAUGGUCAUCACUGAUGAUUGCUUGGACCUUAUCGCUAAAUCGUUUAAAAACUUCACUGUUUUGGUUCUUACUUCUUGUGAAGGUUUCACUACUGAUGGACUUGCUGCCAUUGCUGCCAAUUGCAGGAAUUUGAGGGAGUUGGACUUGCGGGAGAGUGAAGUGGACGACAUUUGCGGUCAUUGGCUAAGCCAUUUUCCUGAUUCAUACACAUCCUUGGUUUCCCUAAACAUCUCUUGCUUAGCAAGCGAGGUGAAUUUGCAUGGACUAGAGCGUCUGGUUAGCAGGUGCCCCAACCUGCAGACUCUCCGCCUCAGUCGAGCUUUCCCCCUUGAUAGGCUUGCCAAUCUUCUUCGUGGGGCUCCACAGCUGGUUGAGUUAGGCACCGGAGCCUACACAACUGAGAUGCAGCCGGAGGUCUUUUCAAACCUGGUCACAGCAUUUUCUGGGUGCAAGCAAUUGAAGGGCUUGUCUGGCUUUUGGGAUGUGCUACCAUCCUACCUUCCAGCCGUCUAUCCUGUCUGCUCCAGGCUUACAUCACUAAACUUGAGUUAUGCUACAAUCCAAAGCACGGAUCUUAUCAAGCUUGUUGGUCAAUGUGAAAGUUUGCAGCGGCUAUGGGUGCUGGAUUACAUUGAAGAUGCCGGCCUUGACAUGCUUGCUGCAUCUUGUAAGGAUCUGAGAGAGUUGAGGGUAUUUCCUUCUGACCCUUUUGGGUUAGAUCCAAAUGUAGCAUUGACAGAGCAGGGACUUGUUUCUGUGUCUGAAGGUUGUCCCAAGCUCCAUUCAGUUCUAUAUUUUUGUCGACAAAUGUCCAAUGCUGCCCUAAAUACAAUUGCUCGAAACAGGCCUAAUAUGACUCGUUUUCGACUUUGUAUCAUUGAACCUCGUACUCCUGACUAUCUUACCCUUCAACCUCUGGAUGCUGGUUUUGGAGCUAUUGUUGAGCAUUGUAAGAAUCUUCAGCGCCUUUCCCUUUCAGGUCUUCUCACUGACCGUGUUUUUGAGUAUAUUGGGACGUAUGGGAAGAAGCUUGAGAUGCUUUCUGUGGCAUUUGCUGGAGAUAGUGAUCUGGGACUCCAUCAUGUGCUGUCUGGGUGUGACAACCUUAGGAAGCUGGAGAUCAGGGACUGCCCCUUUGGUGACAAAGCUCUUUUAGCCAACGCUGCGAAGUUGGAGACAAUGCGAUCCCUUUGGAUGUCCUCUUGCUAUGUGAGUUAUGGAGCAUGUAAGCUGUUGGGUCAGAAAUUGCCAAGACUCAAUGUUGAAGUCAUUGACGAAAGAGGACCUCCAGAUUCUAGGCCAGAGAGUAGUCCUGUUGAGAAGCUAUACAUAUACAGGACGAUUUCUGGGCCUAGAUCGGACAUGCCUGGUUAUGUGUGGACAAUGGAAGAUGAUUCUGCUUAUGUUGAAUGAUUAUGCUACUCAAUAAUGAGCAUAUGAUGCGUGACUUGUUGAUGGCAGGUACAUAUUCAACAUACCCUACAAUGAAUUUGAACUGAUGACCGGCCUAUGCUGCUGUUAUGGUUGGAUUUUGAGCUAGAUACAGCAGGGUGGGUAUACAGAGAGCUUGAGCUUCAUUGCCAUUCAUUUUUUACACUUUGGCUGAGCUACGGAUUCUGAUCACAAAUAAAACUGGAACUUUGUUGUUGUAUUUGGUAUCAAAUAGAGUUGUUAAACUUGUUAAAUUAUUUUACUUACUAUGAUAUUUUAAGGACUUUUGCAUAAUUUAUAUGCAUGUACUUUGGUUGAAUAUUAAGAUAUUGGUGGACUCGAUGUUAUUAUUAACCUUUGCAAAGGAAUAAAAUCGAUAUUCAAGUA
This is a messenger RNA of Cicer arietinum (chickpea), 2363 nucleotides long. Its product is annotated as protein TRANSPORT INHIBITOR RESPONSE 1. The record is from RefSeq and is a predicted model, not a curated record. Gene Ontology annotation, cellular component: SCF ubiquitin ligase complex. Lineage: Eukaryota; Viridiplantae; Streptophyta; Magnoliopsida; Fabales; Fabaceae. Gene Ontology annotation, biological process: SCF-dependent proteasomal ubiquitin-dependent protein catabolic process. Gene Ontology annotation, molecular function: protein binding.